Lactuca virosa is the source of this 1062-nucleotide messenger RNA. NCBI's taxonomy places the organism in Eukaryota, Viridiplantae, Streptophyta, Magnoliopsida, Asterales, Asteraceae. The record is from the annotation of a GenBank genome assembly.
AUGGCAGAUGAAGUGUGUGAUAAUAGUGGUGGUGGUGGUGAUACUCCCAGCAAGGUGGUGGUUGAUGGCCAAAAACUACCGCCCAUGGUGGUGGAAGUGGCGGAUGAUAAGAACAAAUCACCACGACACCCUCGAUGGACCCGACAAGAAACACUUACCCUUAUAGAAGGCAAGAAAGUUGCAGAGAAUAGAGGCCGUAGGGGCCGGAGAUCAAGUUCGGUUUUUGGGUCAGACCAGGUCGAACCCAAGUGGGAUUCGGUUGCUUCGUACUGUAAACAGCAUGCGGUGAACCGGGGACCGGUUCAGUGCCGGAAAAGAUGGAGUAAUAUGGUGGGUGAUUUCAAGAAGAUAAAAGCAUGGGAAUCACAAGUGAAACAAGAAUCGGAUUCAUAUUGGGUGAUGCGAAAUGAUUUGAGGAAAGAGAAUAAGUUGCCGGGUUUUUUUGAUCAGGAAGUGUUUGAUGUAUUGGAUGGGAAAGCGUUUACUAAGGCGGAGUAUAAGCUUGCUCUGGUGACUGUAAGUGCCGAUACAAAAGAUGAAAAUGGGGUGGGGGUGGUGGCCGGAGACGAAGAGGAGGAGGAGGAGGAAGGGGAGGCGGAGGUGGAGGAGGAUGUGGUUUUUGAUAGUGGUCGACGUGCUGUGUCUGAUGAUGGUCUUUUUCCAGAUUCCGACAAAGUGGAGGAAGAAGCUGACAACCCAAUACCGGGAUCCCCGGAUCCUAUGCCUAUUUCAGAGAAGAGAUGUCAAACAUUUCACCAGGAUUGCUCACAAGCAGGUACCCUAAAUGAGCAGCAAACGAACUGGGCUUCAUGGAAAGGACGUAUGCCACAGGAGGGAUGUAAGAGGAGAAGAGUAUCAACAGAUGAACUCCACAGCAGAAACUUAAAUGCUCGAUUAAUUGAAGUUCUUGAGAAGAAUGCCAACUCAUUGAAUGCAAGGCUGGAAGCAGAAAACACAAACUGUCAGUUGGAAAGAGAUGAAAGAAAAGACUACAAUAACAAUUUGGUUUCAGCUCUUAACAGGAUCUCAGAUGCGUUAACCAAAAUUGCUGAUAAGUUAUGA